GUGUCCCAAUCACCGUCUCCCCCUACGUCUUUCCCUUUGCGGCCCUCGGUGACAUUGAGUCCUCCCGCGCCACUGCCUUCUCCUAGGCGUCGUGCGGUUCGGUGGAGUAGGCGGCGAUGGGGAGCCUCCGCGGCCUGCUCCUGGCGGCGGGUGGCACUGAUGGUGUGGUUACUGAAACCCAGACAGAGGUUUCUGGGAUUAUAAACCUAGAAAACUGGAAUAAAUGAGGCCUCUUAAGAAAGAAAUAAAAAUUAAAAAAAAAAAAAGAAAUCAGACUGCAGGGAAUUGUAGGUUAUGUGAAAGAGAUGCUUUCUCAUUUCUAAGGCUUACCAGAAACUCUAAUUUGAAGAGAAUAAAUGGAUUUUGCACCAAACCACAGGAAAGUCCAAAAACUCCACCCCACACUUACAGACACCGAGUGCCGUUACACAAACCUACAGAUUGGGAGAAGAAGAUCCUGAUAUGGUCGGGUCGCUUCAAAAAGGAAGAAGAAAUCCCAGAGACUGUCUCGUUUGAGAUGCUCGAUGCUGCAAAGAACAAGGUCCGGGUGAAGAUCAGUUAUGUAAUGAUCGCCCUGACAGUGGCAGGAUGCAUCUUGAUGGUUAUUGAGGGCAAGAAGGCUGCCAAAAGACAUGAAUCUUUAACAAGCCUGAACUUAGAAAAGAAAGCUCGUCUGAGAGAGGAAGCAGCUAUGAAGGCCAAAACAGAGUAGCAGAGGUAUCCAUGUUGGCUGGAUUUUGAAAAUCCAGGAAUAAUGUUUCAGCAAUAACCUGUAUUAAAAAGAAUGUGGUAUGAGGAUCCACUUCGUGCAAGCAUGGUUGGUACAAAACCAUUUCCCUGUUUUGCUCUAGAGGUACAAAUAAAUUUUCUUAAAAGAAC
Molecule: messenger RNA, 879 nt
Organism: Phyllostomus discolor (pale spear-nosed bat)
Lineage: Eukaryota; Metazoa; Chordata; Mammalia; Chiroptera; Phyllostomidae
Gene: FAM162A
Product: family with sequence similarity 162 member A
Exons: 6
Coding region: 224-712 (162 amino acids)
Biological process (GO): positive regulation of release of cytochrome c from mitochondria; cellular response to hypoxia; neuron apoptotic process
Cellular component (GO): mitochondrion
Source: RefSeq, a predicted model, not a curated record